GUCUGCUUGCUCAGAACCUUGUCUGGUAAGGCGGGAAACAUACAAGAGGAAGAAUGGCUGCCAGAUUGCUGACAACCUGGUCACAGGAUUCGGUGACCUUUGAGGAAGUGGUGGUGGACUUCUCUCAGGAGGAGUGGGCACUGCUGGACCAUGCUCAGAAAAUCCUGUACAGAGAUGUGAUGCUGGAGAACUUUAGGAACCUAGCCUCUCUGGGGUAUCCUCUCUGCAAACACAGUCUGAUCACGGAGGUGGAGCAGGAAGCACUGGGUCCAGAGGAGGGGGGAAUUGUCCAAAGUGCCUGUACAGACUGGAAUAUGCAACUGAAAUCAAAAGAUGGAAUUCCCAUGCAGAAUGUUUCUGGGGAAAAAACUUGCAAUGGCAUAAAAACGGCACUAACUCAACCUGGUAAGAAACCCUUGGAAUUUGAUCAUUGUGGAAAAUUCUUCAGAAAGAACUAUCGCUUUACGUGUACAAGAUAUUGUGAGAGAGAGAAAUGCUACAAAUAUAAAGAAUAUGGGAAAGACCUUGGCCAUCCCUCAACUCUUAGCAGUCAUGUAAGUACUCACAGUGGAGAGAAAGCUUUUGAAUUUAAUGAUCAUGGCAAAUCUUUCAACCAAGAGGGAUCCCUUAGGAAACACUUAAGGACUCUCACAGGAGAGAAAUUUCACACGUGUAGUCAGUGUCUUAUGUCCUUCAGUUUACAUCCUUCCUUUUCAGUACAUGUGCAAAUACCUACUGGAGAGGAACUCUGUGAUUGCAGUGAUUAUGGAGAAAGAGCUUCCCAUAGUGUCCACAAAACAAUGUGUACCAUGGAGGAAAGCUCAGAAUAUAAUGAGCAUGGGAAGGUGUUCGCCAGCCCCUUGUCCCUUCAGAAAUGUGUGAGACCUCAUGCCGGAGAGAAGCCUUACGAAUGUAGUGACUGUGGGAAAGCCUUCAUUUUUCAGUCUUCCCUUAAAAAGCAUGUGAGAUCUCACACUGGAGAGAAACCUUAUGAGUGUAAUCACUGUGGAAAAUCCUUCAGCCAGAGCUCUCAUCUUAAUGUGCACAAAAGGACUCACACUGGAGAGAAACCCUAUGACUGUAAGGAAUGUGGCAAGGCUUUCACUGUUCCUUCAUCCCUUCAGAAGCAUAUGAGAACCCACACUGGAGAGAAGCCCUAUGAAUGCAGUGACUGUGGGAAAGCCUUCAUUGACCAGUCAUCCCUUAAGAAACAUACACGGUCUCACACUGGAGAGAAACCUUAUGAGUGUAGUCAGUGUGGAAAAUCCUUCAGCACAGGUUCUUACCUCAUUGUGCACAAGAGAACUCACACUGGAGAGAAAACCUAUGAGUGUAAAGAAUGUGGGAAGGCCUUUAGGAAUUCUUCCUGCUUAAGAGUACAUGUGAGAACUCACACAGGAGAGAAGCCCUAUCAGUGUGUUCAGUGUGGGAAGGCAUUCAGCACCAGCACUAAUCUUAUAAUGCACAAACGAAUACAUACUGGGCAGAAAGUAUGAAUGAAAUGACUAGAAGAAAGCCUUAACUAGGCCUUCACACCUCAUUCUUCAUUUUAGAACUCACACUGGAGAGCAGCCCUGUUGUGACUAAUAUAGAAAGCCUGCAGGCACAAUUCUUGACUUAUGCUACCCUGGGACCAAUCUUACGAAUGUUACCAUUCUGUGAUUGUCUUUUAUCAGUGAACGUUUCAUCCUGAAAGUCUGUUAACCGAUGAGUAUUAAAAGUUAUAUGGCACUUAAUCUACAUCACAAAAAUUUUGAUAAAUAAUAUUUUUACCAUGAAUUUAGUACUAAAUGUUGUCCAAUCAUCAUCAAGAUGUCUUGGACCUAUAGGUUAUUUAGAAAUGUAUUUUUUAAUGUGCAGACUCUACAUAUUUUAGUUAUUUUUUAUAGAUUCCUAAUUUAAUUACAUUAUACACAAAUGUAUGGUCUUCAUGAUACAGAUUCUGUAUGACAUUAUUCAAACAGAAAAUUGUUGGGAGACUUGCUUGUGGUCUCAGAUACAAGUAUCUUCGAUCCAUUCCUCCUUCCCUUUCCUAAAAGUAACAAAACUACAACUGUGUUCAAGUUGGCAGUGUGGACAAUUUUUUAAGGACUCCUGUCUCAACUUUCUUUGCCGCUGUGAAUGCCCAUGAGCCCCUGGCUCUGUUCAGUGAGAAACAGGCAAAGGUGACUGCUUGUGGGCUCUAAAGAAGCCCAUGGCAAUGGGAGUGUCUCGUCUGGCAUUUUUGCUUCACCAUUUGCCCUGUGGUCUCAUCUCAUUUUCUCUCCUAGAAAACAGACCAAGAGGAUCAUAGUCAGAAGCUACUGAUUAUACAACAGGGACAUACAGUAUUAUUUGGUUGUACCAACUCUGUGUUGCUUAUUUCUGAGCUUCAUGUAACAAGAGAAAAAUAAACUCCUUAACUGAU
Molecule: messenger RNA, 2407 nt
Organism: Nyctereutes procyonoides (raccoon dog)
Lineage: Eukaryota; Metazoa; Chordata; Mammalia; Carnivora; Canidae
Gene: ZNF177
Product: zinc finger protein 177
Exons: 5
Coding region: 54-1496 (480 amino acids)
Biological process (GO): regulation of immune system process; negative regulation of transcription by RNA polymerase II; regulation of cytokine production
Source: RefSeq, a predicted model, not a curated record